ACCGCACGGUGUCAGUACCGGUUCAAUCCCAGCGCAGAGACAGUCAGAGGCGGAGUUGGACGUUGGAGCUGUAGCGUUACGACUUGUCCACAGAUGUGUGACCGCGUCGGCUCCGUGUGACUUCUGUCCAGUGGGAAUGGUCGAGUCCAGUUAACUUCAGUGUGUGUGUGUGUGUCUGACAGUGUGUGUGAUGGCAGAGCUCCCGUCUGGACUGCUGGAGGCAUGUGUAGUGGUUGGAGCGCCCAGUGAUAAGCUUCGAGACAUAUACCAGCUUCGUCUGCAGAGUAAGUCAGAUGAAAUCCCUCUGUUGGAAGCAGAGGUACUGCAGGUCCAUGCCCCGCCUUUUGUUUCCAAGGAGACCAACUCCAGCCAGUUUAUUGGACCAGCUUUCAGUCGUGUCCAGAGGAGGAGGAGCUUUAUCAAAAAGAAGAGGCGAGAUCGUGCUGCAGAGGGGUCGCCUGGCGGAGAAACAAGCAAUCGUACUGAAGCAUCCUCACCAACAGAGGACAUCAGUGUCCCAAAGGAUCUGGACCUCAUCGCGUUGCCACAGCUCUGUUUCCCUGGUGGUCUUCAGUUAGCCAAUGAGCAGAGAGAAGACAGUUAUCACUUCUUGGUUUUUACCGACCUGUUUGGGAACCGAACCCAUGGAGUUGUCGUGCAAUACUACAGAGCUGUGCAGUCCUGUCAGGAAGGUGCUAUCCAGAAUGGCCACAGGGGGAAUUCGUCAAAGUCCCGCCUCUAUACACCUUUUGCUGUGUGUAUCAUCUCCAAGUUCCGCUAUUACAAUGCUCUGAAAGACUGCUUGUCAUGUCUCCUGGUUCUGUUGCGGCCUACGAGACAAGCUGACUUUGAGGACACCAUAAAGGAAUUUUCCGCCAAGCUGUCCCUGGUCCCUUUACCACCACCUGGACAGCUACAUGUGUCCUUCAACCUCCGUCCCAUCCACGUGGUUCUUCCAUCAAGGGAGGAUAAGGACAGUCCUAUUAUCGACAUCGACCUGCAUCUUCCUUUCCUCUGUUUCCCGCACGCAACACUGCUCCAGGUCCUUUCCUUCCUCCUUCAAGAGCAGAGGCUGGUAUUAUUCUCUGCUGACUGGGCCAGACUUACUCUGGUAGCGGAGAGUUUGCUUUUGUACCUGCAGCCUCUGUCCUGGCAGCAGCCUUAUGUUCCUGUCUUGGCGAGAGGAAUGCUGGACUUCCUCAUGGCUCCCACAGCCUUCCUGAUGGGCUGUCACAUCAGUCAUUUUGAAGAGGUCGCUGCAGAGACAGAGGAGCUAAUUCUGGUGAAUGUUGAUGAUGGCAUCAUUCAGUCGUCAUGGUCUGAAACCAUUGACCUACCAGCUAUCCCUGUGGCUGCAGCUGAGAGCUUUAUGUCAAGGGCAGAGGGUCUCCAGCUUCACUAUGACCUGGAGCUGUGUCAUCUUGGAGCGGGCACGGAUGCCAACGCACUGCGAUGCCAACGCAGAGACUGGCAGACACGCCUCAACACACAGAUACAAAACAUCGCUAUGGAACUCAUGGUCAACAUCUUCAGAGGCGUCCAGGACUUUCUAAACCAUGAACACAGAGUUUUCAACAGCGAGGAGUUUCUGAGGACCCGGGAACCAGCAGACCAGCUCUUUUACAAGAAGGUAUUGGACACUCAUAUCUUCCACUCAUUCCUGCGAGACAGGCUGAAUAGGAAACAGGACGCCUUCAGCCGCAUGGAGCAGAACACGCGUAACCAUGCACACAAGAAUCGUGCGAUGACGGAGUCUCCUCGGCGUCCUCUCCUGUCAGAUCUAUCCAGGAGUGGCUACAGCAGCUACGCCAGCCCUAGUGACAGACUGAGCCGGAGGCUGGGAGCCAGCCUGCCGAACCUGGAGCAACCUGCCAGCGAUACUGGGACUGCCAUCAGCUCCAACAGACCAGCUUCCCUCAGGAAGAUGUCACCGGAUGUUGGGUUGAAGAUUCCUCAGAAAGCGGUGAAGGUUUUCCGCCUCCCAGAGUUCCCCCCUCCUCUGGCCUAUCAUUACGUCCAGAACUAUUAUUCUAACAUGGUUUCUUCGCUGGGGAAGGCUAUUAACGCUACACCACCUGAAGAGUCUGCCCUGAUGGCCAGGUACCACUACCUGCGAGGUUUGGUAAACACGGUGUCCAACAGGCGUCUGGACGCACUGGAGGACUUCCAGAGCCUUCAUAAGACCGACUCAGACAUCUUCCCUUCUCAGAUGGUUAAGUCUCUGGUUGACUCUCUGCCAGAAGCUGAAAGGUUACAGGCGGACAAACGGCCAGAACUGAAGCGGCUCAUCAGUCGGAUCAAGAGGGACCAGGAGCGGGAACAAGCGCGUGACGGCAACGGGCGUGAGGAGGAUGCCGUAAAGCGCUUCAAGCUGCCGAAAACGUAUAUGCAGCUCGAGGAGUUUGUGAAAUGUAUCCAGGAGUCCGGCAUUGUAAAAGACCAAGGAACCAUACAUAGACUCUUUGACGCUUUAACUGUAGGUCAUCAGAAGCAGGUGGGUCCAGAGUUGUUUAGAGUCUUCUACACCAUCUGGAAGGAGACUGAGGCGGAGGCACAGGAGGUGUGCUUGCCAGCGUCCGUCUCAGAGCACAUUGAGCCCAGCGAGUGUGUCUUCAAGCUGUCCUCCUCUGUCAAGACGAGCCGCGGUGUGGGGAAGAUCGCAAUGACUCAGCGACGGCUCUUCCUGCUGACCGACGGACGACCGGGAUAUGUGGAGGUGGCGCAGUACCGAGAUUUAGAGGAGGUGAAAGUGUCCUCGGCUCCCUUCCUGCUCCUGAGAAUCCCCAGCCUGAAGCUGCGUGUUCAGGGCAGGAAGGAAGCGUUCGAGGCCAAUUUGAAAACGGAGACUGAGCUAUGGAACCUGAUGGUCAAAGAGAUGUGGGCCGGGCGCAACAUGGCUGACCAACACAAGGACCCCCAGUACAUGCAGCAGGCUCUGACUAACGCCUUGUUAAUGGACGCAGUAGUGGGCAGCCUUCAGAGCAGUAAGGCCAUCUACGCUGCUUCCAAGUUGGCUCACUUUGACCGCAUCAAGAUGGAAGUGCCGAUGAUGGUCCCCAAGACAACUGCAGAGACGCUGAAGCACAAAAUCAACCCCUCGCUGGAGCUCGCCGCUCCUCAGGCUGUAGAUGUGCUUCUGUACACACCAGGUCAGUUGUGGGUGUCUGUGAGCAUGGGGAAGGUGAUGGUGUUUGAUGCCUCCAGCUGGUCCCUCACACACACCUGCCACGUUGGAAAUGCAAGACUGAACUGCAUGCUGGGAGUUGAUAAGGACCAGGUCUGGAUGGGCUCUGAGGACUCUGUUAUCUACAUCAUCAGCAUGGUGGCCAUGGUCUGUAACAGACAGCUGACUGAACACCGGGCGGAGGUCACCGGACUGUCGCUCGACACGGACAAAUACAGCCAGAAGGUGGCGUACUCCUGCAGUGCAGAGGGAAGCGUCAUGGUGUGGGACGUCUCAACACUGCAGGUGAAGAGACAAUUCCACCUUUCCUGCGACCGCCUGCAGUCAGUCUCCAGCUGCAACGGGACGCUGUGGUGCUCUUCCAGGGACAACAUAAUGGAGGUGUGGAGGAACGGUUCAUUGAAACAUCGUCUGACUUUACCAGAGCAGCAGAGAGGAGCCACAGCUACAUUCAGCUCUAUACUGCUGUUGCCUGAGAAGGAGGAGAUGUGGAGUGUUUGUGUGGACUCAGGAGAAGUGUGUAUUUGGCACUUUGAGGACAGUACCAAACCGCAUCACCGCGUGGCUCUCCAGGACUGCGCCGGAUGUUACUGCAUGAUCAAAGUUAAAAACCAGGUAUGGGUCGGCGGUGUUGGCCGCAGAUCCACCAAAGGGAAGAUCUACAUCCUGGACACAGAGCUCCACCAGGUCCUGAAGGAGCUCCACGGCCACAACGACAAGGUGACGGCACUCUGCUCUGCGGAAGACCGGUACGUCCUCAGCGGAGCUGGCAAACACGACGGAAAGGUCGCCAUCUGGAAGGUGGAGUAGAGUCGCGUCUCUGGAAAUGGACUUGUUUUGAAGUUGGAGCCAUCGCUGUGCUUAAAGUUGCUCCGGGACUCCCUGUGAACUAACACGCUGCAGAAUCUGCAAGAAACAGAGGGAAGGUCUGUGAAUUGGAAAGAAGAUUGAAUUCACGAGUCACCUCAAUGUCUCAUAGAUAUGAAGGACUCACAUGGUGGCUAUAGGAAGCACCAGGUUUACAUGUAUUGUCACCAACUGAGCAGCUCCUCCUGCCUGCUCUGUGGUGGUGUUUUGCAGUUCCAAAUACUAACAGUACUAACACGUUAUUUUUCGGGAACAUGAAGGACAAAUGAAGACUGAAAAAAGAGAAGUGGGCACAUGUUGUGCUGGUAAUUUUUUUGUUUUUGUAUCAAAAGUGCUUUUCUUUGCUGAAGAUUUGAAAAAGAAAAAGGUGUAUUAUCAUAUCAUGCCUUAUUUAAUGCUGCACCCUGUUUUAUAUUGAAUAUGAUCACACUUUUAUCACGUGGGAACAUUGUGUGACUGAGCGUUGCCGCCGACUGUGUUUUUGAGUUGAGUUUCCACAGCUCAAAGGAGUCCAACUACCCUGAAAACAAAACUCACAUGAUUGGAGAUUUCACCAUUAUGUGGGAAAGAACUUUUUUUUUCAUUUUGAUAGAAGUUGAUCUUUAAUGGACAAUGUAUCGCAAAGAGGAACGGGGAAUAUGAUGAAAGAUGAUACAUAGUUGGGAUUUGGACUCUGACAUGUGAUACUUAUGUUUCAGAGCAGCUCAAGAGAAACAAGCAUAGUCCUGCAACAACUGGAAUCUGAUGAAAACACACAAAAUAAGGACCAAACCACAGUGUUUUUCUCUCGUUAUAUUUCUUUAUCAAAUACUUACCUCAUUGUUAGACCCAUUUACAUUAUUCACAUGUUCUCUAUUUAUUUUCCUACACCAUUACACUAUAUAUAUAUAUAUAUAUAUAUAUAUAUAUAUGUGUGUGUGUGUGUGUGUGUGUGUGUGUGUGUGUGUGUGUGUGUGUGUAUAUAUACACAACUUUAAUUAUAAAGGCUUCUCAUAUGUAUUUGUGUUCUGUAGACAUUUGUGAUAUAUAUUAUAUAUGCAUUUUGUAAUUUUAUAUGGAUUUCUAACUAGUCAUUAUUUCGAUAACAUUAUUUGUAUUGUGAAACAGAAUAGACUGAAGUUUUCGUUCACAUUCCUUUCUUCUCUCCCAUUAUUUUUGGGAUUCUUGAACACUUAGUAAAGAAGUAGGCACACACAUCCUUUUUUCUGACUUGUUCAAAUUUGGUUUAGCGGGACAGAAAAACCGAUGUGCGCCUUCUUCUUUACUUUAAUGACAAAUGGGAUCAUUUGUGUUUGUAUCACCUGAGGCUCAACUUGUAUUGAUGUAUGUAUACACUGCAUAUGACUGGUGAAUGUGAACAUCAAAAACAUUCCUUUUGUAAACUAAACUGGUGACAAUGAAACAACUUAAUACUUUAUAUGACACUGUAUUAUAUCUUCAAGAUUUUCUAUUAUUCAGUGAACCAAGUAAAUACGGUUUACCACGUUAAAAAUAAUAAAAUACUUGAAAAGACGUAAUGCAACGGGUGAGGAAGUCUCAUGAGUAGAUACAGCUUCACUUUAAGGGACUACCAGUCGAAGAUUAUUGCUCCCAACAAUCCAACAAAGUCAUCUCAAAGUUGUAUGGCAUGCAUUUAUUACUGUGCCCAUACCAGAACUACAUGCUGCAUGCAAAUGAUUUGUUGGUUUAUAGUUGAAAAUGUAACUCCAUCCCUGUGUGUCUGCACUUCCCAGAGUUCACCAGAAGAGGGAGCUAUUUGAUACAGAGAGAAGUCAAUGCCAGAGCAAGUCUUCUGAUGAGAGUUGAUUGAAGUUUAGUUCCACAGAUCAGAACCCACAAUAUCAACAUAACAGAGCUAUUUCCUUUAUUAAUCAAUCUACCAAUUUUUGGUAUUGGCUAAAUUACUAACCCCUAUGUUUAUGAAAUGGAAGAACAAAGUGACAAAUCCUCAUUCGAUAAAGUGAAUAACAGCUGUGGAUAUACAAACAUGUGACUUUGUUUACUGAAAUUAAAAUAGUAUAUGUAUUGUACUCUGCGGGGAGUGUGUAGAACAGUAAGUGUUAUAUUCACGUAAAGAGCCGUUAUUCAAUAAAAUCAAUUCCUCAUUCAA
Molecule: messenger RNA, 6161 nt
Organism: Cyclopterus lumpus (lumpfish)
Lineage: Eukaryota; Metazoa; Chordata; Actinopteri; Perciformes; Cyclopteridae
Gene: dennd3a
Product: DENN/MADD domain containing 3a
Exons: 30
Coding region: 191-3994 (1267 amino acids)
Biological process (GO): regulation of Rab protein signal transduction
Cellular component (GO): cytoplasmic vesicle
Molecular function (GO): protein binding
Source: RefSeq, a predicted model, not a curated record